AUGGGAGUAUUUAAUUCUAAACAAUCUACAACAAAAUUACCGGAAUAUCCUCAUUUAAAAAUUUCAAAUUUUCCGAAAUCUGAAGGAGAAACUAUAACACUCAAAGAUGGUCGGUUAUUAGGAUUUAAAGAGUACAAAUUUCAACAUAAAACUUCACAUCCAAUUGCAAAUGAUUUCAAUAAGGAACAAGUUAUAUUAUUAAUUCCUGGUUUGCCCAGUUCAAGAUUCUUUUGUCACCCACAAGUUCUCGCUUCUUUACCAAAUAAUCUCUCUUCUCAUAAUGAUAAAUCAAAUGAAUCAUUAUCUGAUAAUAAUACUUUACAGAUUAUAUUAUAUGUAUUAGAGAGACCAGGCAUUGGUUUAUCUACUUUUAUUAAGGGAUCAUUUUUGGAUUUUGCUCAAGAUAUUAGUGAAUUCUGUGUUCAAAAACAUAUUACGAAUUGUUCUUUAAUAGCAUACUCUGCUGGUGGUCCAUACGGUCUUGCCGCUGCUUAUGCUAUAGGAAAACCUUCUUUUAACUCUAAUAAACCUUUAAUUACAAAAGCGGCUAUUAUUAGUUCAAUUGCACCUUAUAAUGCACCUAAUCUGACUGUUAACAUGCCUUGGACAUUAAAGCUUGCUUGGUGGUUAACAAAGAAUGGAAUUGGAUUAUUAUCAGCGAUAGCAAGAAUGGAAUCAUAUACCGAUAUAAAAGAUCCAGUUAAAGCAAGUAGAAAUGGUCUUAGCACCGGGCCCCCAUCAGAUUUAAAAUGUGUUGAAAAUAUUGAAGGGGUUGAAGAAAUGUUUAUUGAAAGUUCAUUAGAGAUGUAUUCUAGAGGUCAAAUUGAAACUGAAUGUUAUGAAUAUUCUUUAUGGGGAAAAGAUUGGGGGUUUCAACUGAAUGAAAUUUGUGAUGGUGUAAAAUGUAAAAUUUGGCAUGGCGAAGAAGAUUGCAGAACAACGGUUUCUAUGGGUAAAUAUAUUGCUGAACAGAUUCCUGGUUGUGAAGCUAGUUUUGUUGAAGAAAAAGGUCAUUAUCUUUAUUUUGAAGUUUGGAAUGAUGUUAUUGAUUGGUUGAUCACGUCAUAA
Molecule: messenger RNA, 1068 nt
Organism: Funneliformis mosseae
Lineage: Eukaryota; Fungi; Glomeromycota; Glomeromycetes; Glomerales; Glomeraceae
Source: the annotation of a GenBank genome assembly